AUGGUGGCCAAAAAGAGCCGGCUGUUGGCCUCAGCCUUUCCAUAUCUGCAGAUAUUUUCCGCGUUUUCCCUGACGCCACCGCCCCAAAGUUUUGGCAACACCUCACAUAGGCGACUCAGAUGGUACUUAAUGGCUGGAUACAUGUGCUAUGCAACUGGGAUCAUUGUGCUGGUAUUGUACGUGUCAUACUUAAACAUUAUAGCCAUCAACGAGGAAGUACUGGACUACAAAGUGGCAGACUUUACCAGGGUGUUGGGUAACAUUCAAAAAGGCCUAUUUUCGGUUAUGGCCAUUGCCAACCAGCUGAAUAUGCCAUUUAACUAUCGCCGACUUGGCGGAAUAUACCAGGAUAUAGCAGAUCUGGAGAAGGAUAUUGACGCGGCCUCUCAGUGUUUCGGUGGACAAAGAUCAGGCAAUGGUUUCCGCUUCCGUUUGGCCUUCGUGGGUUUGUGGUUGAUCCUUUUGGUGACUCUAAUCCCGCGUUUUACUCUAAUGGCCAUGGGUCCCUAUGUCAGCUGGCCUUGCAAGGUCCUCACCGAGUUUGUCAGGAUAAUGCAGCAGCUCAAGAGUCUGGAAUACUGUGUAUUUGUUUUAAUAAUUCACGAAUUGGUGUUGAGGUUGCGCCACACACUUCUUCAGCUGCAGGAGGACUUGGAGGACUGCGAUCGGCAGGAUAUGCUCCAGGCCGUAUGUGUUGCCCUUAAGCGGAAUCAGUUGCUCAUUGGACGCCUCUGGAGACUGGAGAGCGAAGUCGGAGCCUAUUUCACCCUGCCCAUGACUUUGCUUUUUAUCUACAACGGACUGACCAUCCUGCACUUGGUUAAUUGGGCCUACAUCAAUACAUUCUUGGAUAACGAUUGCUGCCGAUAUGACCGUUUCGGCAUUUCCUCUAUACUGCUCUUAAACCUUCUAGUACCCUGCCUUCUAAGUCAGCUUUGCAUCAACGCUUACAACUGCUUCCCUCGAAUCCUGCAUAAGAUUCGAUGCAUGUCUACAGCAUCCGAUUUUCCCAUUCUAACCAGAGGAUUGCGGGAGUACUCUUUGCAGAUGCAACACCUGAAGCUUCUUUUCACCUGCGGCGGAUUGUUCGACAUCAAUUUAAAAUACUUUGGAGGGAUGCUGGUCACCAUUUUGGGAUAUAUCAUAAUCCUUAUACAAUUCAAAAUCCAGGCAAUUGCUGAGAAUAAAUAUAAGUCAAGUCUUAAUAUCAGCGCUUAA
Drosophila biarmipes is the source of this 1218-nucleotide messenger RNA. RefSeq names its product putative gustatory receptor 98b (gene Gr98b). Gene Ontology annotation, molecular function: sweet taste receptor activity. Lineage: Eukaryota; Metazoa; Arthropoda; Insecta; Diptera; Drosophilidae. Gene Ontology annotation, cellular component: neuronal cell body; dendrite; membrane. Bases 1 to 1218 code for a protein of 405 amino acids. The record is from RefSeq and is a predicted model, not a curated record. Gene Ontology annotation, biological process: sensory perception of taste. The transcript has 4 exons.